Messenger RNA from Acanthopagrus latus (yellowfin seabream), 5766 nucleotides. RefSeq names its product CDP-diacylglycerol synthase (phosphatidate cytidylyltransferase) 1 (gene cds1). Gene Ontology annotation, molecular function: phosphatidate cytidylyltransferase activity. Bases 365 to 1738 code for a protein of 457 amino acids. Gene Ontology annotation, cellular component: endoplasmic reticulum membrane. The record is from RefSeq and is a predicted model, not a curated record. NCBI's taxonomy places the organism in Eukaryota, Metazoa, Chordata, Actinopteri, Spariformes, Sparidae. The transcript has 13 exons.
UUUACUGUGAAAGCUUCUACCGGAAGCUGUGUGUGCUUGCUUUAUGGACCUUGCCGUGCUGUAGGAGCGGAGCGGGGACGGGGACUGCGGUGAUAAACAAACACACGCAGUGGAGUCGUUAGUGUCUCGUCGAGCUCUGUUGCAACGCUUCUGCAGCACCAGCCGACUUUCAGGAAAGCUGACCUUCAAUAACCAAGCUGUGAAGUCCAGACUGGAAUUAAGAAAAACAAAACACAUCCAGGACUUUAUCUGAAAAACACCAGGAUUUUUAUCCCCGUCUCCCUCCUUCCCUCCCUCCCUCCCUCCUUCCCCCGGGGUCGGCUUAUGUGACACAUUAACGUCCCGGCAGCGACACGAGCGAAACAUGACGGAGCUGAGGAAGCGAGGCGGAGGCGGAGGAGACCCUGACAGCACCGACAAUAUCAGCGACAAGGAGGGUGAUGGUGAUGACAGGCUUGACCUGCAAGGCGACGUGGAGGGAGAAUGUGAUGGUGACUCCAAAGCAGACACUCCAGAUGUUCCUCUCUCCACAGCAGACACAGACAACACUCCACAAUACUUGAACAAAGCUCUGGAGGGCCUGCCGCCCAGAUGGAAGAACUACUGGAUACGGGGGGUUCUGUCAUUAGCCAUGAUUUCAGGCUUUUUCCUCAUCAUCUAUAUGGGACCUAUCGCUCUAAUAUUAGUCGUUAUGACCGUCCAAAUCAAGUGUUUCCAAGAAAUCAUUACCAUCGGCUACAGAGUUUACCAUUCCUAUGAACUGCCCUGGUUCAGGACACUAAGCUGGUACUUCCUGAUUUGUGUCAACUACUUCUUCUAUGGUGAAACUUUAGCAGAUUACUUUGGGGCUCUGGUGCAGAGAGAGGAACCUCUGCAGUUUCUGGCUCGCUAUCACCGCUUCAUCUCCUUCGCUUUGUACCUCGCAGGUUUCUGCAUGUUUGUGCUGAGUUUAGUGAAGAAACAUUACCGCCUGCAGUUUUAUAUGUUUGCUUGGACCCAUGUGACCCUGUUGAUUGUGGUAACUCAGUCCCACCUUGUCAUUCAGAACCUGUUUGAAGGGAUGAUCUGGUUCAUUGUUCCCAUCUCCAUUGUGAUCUGUAACGAUAUCAUGGCUUACUUGUUUGGAUUCUUCUUCGGGAGGACUCCACUGAUCAAGCUCUCGCCCAAGAAGACCUGGGAGGGAUUCAUCGGAGGGUUCUUCUCCACUGUGGUCUUUGGCUUCAUCCUGGCCUACCUCCUGUCUCAGUUCCAGUACUUUGUGUGUCCUGUGGGCUUCAACAGUGAGACCAACAAGUUUACAGUUGAAUGUGAGCCUCCUGACAUCUUUGUGAUGCAGGAGUACACUCUACCUGCUGUGCUACAAAACACACUGAAAUGGAAAACGGUGAACCUGUAUCCGUUCCAGAUCCACAGCAUCUUCCUCUCGUCCUUUGCGUCUCUCAUCGGGCCCUUUGGCGGCUUCUUUGCAAGCGGCUUUAAGCGGGCCUUCAAAAUCAAAGACUUUGCCGACACCAUCCCCGGCCACGGUGGCAUCAUGGAUCGAUUCGACUGUCAGUACUUGAUGGCCACCUUCACACACGUCUAUAUAGCCAGCUUCAUCAGGGGACCGAACCCAAGCAAGGUGCUACAGCAGCUGUUGAUGCUUCAGCCUGAACAACAGCUCAGCAUUUUCCACACUCUGCACUCCCACCUGAGAGAGAGGGACAUGCUGCCCCCCGCCGCCGACCAGGCUGAAUAAAACACUGUCGGCUUCUCAGGUUGAUGAAUGGAGCACCCUCGCGCGCGCGCGUGUGUGUGUGUGUGAUGGCUUUGAAAGUUUGUGUGAGCAUGUACACACCACACACAGGCUGUAUGGUGUGUGAUCCUAGGCCUCUCGCAGAGCUUUCAUCAUCAUCCUGCCGACUUCCAACCAGCUCAAAAUCAUGACUUUCAACCUGAGGUGACUCUCCAGACUACGUGGAAUAACCUUGUAGUAAAACGACAAACACAAAAAAAAACACAGACAAUACCAUCAACAACAAGAAAAAAAUAGGUGGUUUUGUUGCUUUGCACAUCAACUUACAGUUACAGACUGAAGAUAAAAUGUCUCAUCGAACAAAACAGACUCUAAAGCACAUGGCUUUCUCAGCGCUGGCGGAUGGUGGAUGGCGGAUGUGCAGUUUCCAUGUGGAUGGUAAAUAUUGCACUGACUUAAGCUGAACAAACAGAUUUAAGAAGCUUUUACCAGCAUAAACUGGGCCCAAAGUGUUGGGCACGUGGACCUGAGCUACAGCAAACGGACUGUUGAGACUUAUCUUUCUGGGGUUUGGGUGUGGAUGAAGUAAUGACGGAGCAGGGUUGUCAAAAAUACUCUAGUCACUGUUUUAUAGACUAUGCUCUAUUUAUUGGUCCUAACCUCACAGCAUAACUAAACAUGUAGCAUGUGCGCAAGUCCUGUCAUGGGCUACUGCUAAACUAAGCCAUGUUUGUUCUCCUCUUCCACAGUGUGAACUUUUAGCUUUUAGUUUUCUGUCUAAAUGGAAAUAACUCGCACAAUUCAAGUCAAUAAGUAUUGACCGUAGGCAUGUUAACGCAGAAACUAGAGCAUCAGCACUCAAGUUAGCAUACUGUACAUAAAUAUACAGGAAAUAUGUAGCUGAGCAAAUACCUAAUACAUACUAUAAGUACUUGUGUGACCUACUGGGAGAAAAGAAGAAAUUUUAAGCUAGGAGAAAUGAUAUGCAAAAUAAAAAGAAAAAAAAAAAUGUAAAAAAAGAUUUAACUCAGUUGUAGCCUUUAGCAUGAACAAAUUAGAUUUUUAACAGGUAAGGAUGUAGAUUGGUUCUGAGGUUGUUGCUUUAGAAGGUGUGCUGGGUGACCCUUCAUCAGAGAUUGUAAAAAGAAUUUAAAGGCGUAGUUUGACUUUUGGAAAAUAUGUUUGUUCUCACAGAGAAUUAGAUUAGAGAUCAAUGGCACACUCAUGUUUGUGGUUUAAGUACCGUAGGGGCUAGAGCUGGGAGGUAAAUAGCAUCAAGGCUGGAAAGAGGGGGGGGGAACCCACCAGUGUGCAUCUACAAAGCUUACAAAGUAAUGCGUAGAUGACAAACAGCAGUUUCAUACAGUAAUGUCCCUCGGGCGUCGUAGUGACGAUCAGAAACACACAAAAGCGGCACAUGAUUCUUCACAAUCCCUCUCAGUGCUGAGCUUAUGUCGGGUCAGAAUUUAAUUAAAGUUGAACAUUGGCUGCAAAACAUAGUGGAAAAUCUGUGUGGUGCACAGCUAUGGUUCAUGCAGCUUCCUGGGAGAGCACAGCUGAUGUCCUACACUGGACAGAAUGAUCUUAUUCAGACCAAACCUGUCGGUGUGGAACAGUGGGAUGGCUGUGGCAAACGGCAGAGACGCUGCACUGAAAAACCACAUCUAAAACUGCGUCUACUACUGCUACAAGUAUUUUUUUCUGAAGCCGUUUUCCCCCCAUUUGUCUGUCUUGACGCUUAGCCAGGCUAAUCACCUGCUGGUUCUUGAAUCCAUCUAAAAGGCGCAUACAUGUGUGUGAUAUUGAUCUUUUUAUCGAACGAUGGGUAAGAAAGUGAAUGAGUAUUUUCAAAAUAGUGAACUGUUCCUUUAAAAAAACAAAACAAAAAAUACUAUGCUUCCUUUAUCAAUUUAACCAAUGACUUUAGUUGCACUGUAGCAGUGGGGGUGGAGGGGGUGGAUGCAUCAGACCACUCCGGAGGUUCCCACAUCCUCUGUUUAAAAAAAGAUCUUGCUAUUUCUUCUUAUGCAUCAAAUCACUUUUAAAUUAUUAAGUUUUGAAUGUAGUUUGCAAAAUAAUGUUAUCAAUGAUAACAAGAUUUGAGUACAUGUGAAGUCUAUACUUUAAAAUAUGUGUGUGUAUAUACAGUAUAAACUGUGCUGUAUUUACAUAUAUCUGUAAGUAUGUAAGAUCUGAUACUGUGGGAGGCGCUUUUGUCAGCAAUAUAUUCAUCAUGUGCAAGUUGCAGUUUGAUUCCUGAUUUUAAGCGUUGGAUAAUUUAACUCGACAGGAAAUCUGUGGCAUUUGUGAUUUCUCACCCGUUCACCAGUGUGAUAAAUUAGAUGAUGCAUUAUAGCAUUAUCGGUAAGCUUCCUCCACAGAGCCAUGAGAAUCUCUGAUCAAAUCCACGUCUGUUCAGAGAGAAAUGUUUACCAAAGCACUGUCUGAUUAACACUGAUUUCUCUUCAUUUAUUGGAAAAAGCUCCAGGGCCCGGGGCCAAGCAGCCGUCUCCUUCCCAUUUCAGCAUUCUCUCUUUGUUCUGAAAAAUGAAAAACAAAACAAGGAGAGAGUUUGGAACUGGGUUACAUUAGUAUCUGAGGCCUGUGCAAUGUGUGUCACUGUAUUCUGUUCACUUCCUUCAGUUGUUGGACGACAAGGAUGUUAUAAUUUAUUUGUCCGGUUUGUUCUGUUCAUGUUUUUCUUUCAUAGAAGUGCAUUUUAGCGUGUUUUCCCCAUUCAAAGAGAAUGGGGGGUGCUGGGUGGAUUUUUUUGGGACCAGCUGUAUUGUACUGUAUGAAUCUAUAACUCUAGUGAAACACACACUACUGCUUUACAGGCUCUUCUGUAUUCAACCCUGUUCUGUCCACUUUGCAUACUGAGCAAGAUGAAGCAAAGCAUGGAGACAUCUGGGCAGCGUUCAGACGACAGCAAUCUGACCAAAAAUCUACACAAACAGCGGAUGUUAGAAUUAUUUGGACUGUUUUUUUUGUUUUUAUUUCAAGUCUGUGUCAUGUGGAGUCUGGAGUGUGCCACUGGAAUAACUGAAAGAAAAAAAACAAUGUUAGAACAUUUGUGAAAAGCGCAAAGACAAACAAUGAAUUGAUUAUCAAAGUAAUUGGUGAAUUCUCUGUCAGUCAGCUAAUCAAUCAAUCAAUCAAUCAAUCAAUCAAUCGACUAGUUGUCUCAGCACCGGUGAAAAGCAUAUUGCAAAUUCACUGAAAAGUCUUUAAACAGUCUUUAAAGGGGCAACAUGUAAUCAUUUGAAUCAGUCGGAAGUUAAAUUGACAGAAUGUGAAUAAAUAGGAGUUUUGAUCUUGUCUGUGUUGUUUUGCAGGGACAUCUAUUGAAAUUAGCAUGCUAACCAGCUAGCCCCGACCCGUCCUGGUCCAAAAAACUGGGUUGCAUGGCUAACUGCAGCUAAUGUCAGCUGCAGUGAGCAGUAACUGGUGGUUACUCUGCUGGGAUGCCGCUCCCUUGCAUGUUUUGAGCGUGAAUUUGACAGGUGGCCAAUUCUUAUAUAUUGCAUCUCUACACAGCGUCACUUAAAUACAUGAAUUGAUUAUUUAUUAAGUGCAUUAUUCCAUCAGGACACUCGAGACUCCACAGUUUCACAGUUGUUUUUUUUUUUAUUUUCAGUUCAGAUCGAAGCUGUUGUGUGGAUUAAUUUAUAUUUUUAUUCAAGUUAUGAAGGCUGUGGUACACAAACGGAAAAUGUCUGAAGGACAAAGGUAGUUUUUAGUGGCCCAAAUGUCAGGAAAUGAUGCACUGCAGAUGUUUGGUUGCUUGUCUUUUUAAUUUAUCAUUUUUGUGUAUAUUUUGUGUGAUUUGCUUUGAGCAGAGAUGUUUUCUAAUGGAAAUCUAUAGCUUUUGGAGUGGAUAAUAUAUUGAAAAUUAUACAAAGGAGGUAUUCUGUUAAUAUAGGGGGCAACAUAAGGUAAUGUAUAAGACACACAUGGAUAUCUUGUUAGGGAUAUUGUAAAGCUGUUUACUGUACGGAGGUAAAUAAAGUUUGUUUUCUUUAGAAUGUCUA